CACCGCUGGUCGUAGCGGAGGCGCAUAAGCCGUAGAGCGGCAACGGGCCCUGCGUGUGGUUACGGCUUUCAGGCGUGUGUGAUGGUGAUGUGGAGCCAGUGGAGCAGGCUACGCCACGAGUGGAUGCAGUGAAAAUGACGAGAAGAGCCUUCUCGUGAAAAUAACAGCGCGCCCGAAGACAAGGACCUGACCGCUCGUAUUGGGAAAGCGUGAUUUGAGCGACAAAGGUGCCCUGUGCAGUGACAUGUCCUCUGUGUGAGCAGCUCUACUCGUCAUCCAUGAGGCUUAAAAUGAGUCCUAUACUUCAGCAGAACAAUAAUAACAACUACCCAUGCCUGAGUGCUACAGGCCCCGCGCCCCUGCCACACAAGUGCUCCCUCCCUCUGCCCUUCUCCAGUCGCCCUGAGCUGAGCCUCACAGGCCUGCCUCUCAUCAGGGGGCUGCGAGCAUGGGCCCUGUGCUCCAAGAGCCGUCACCGACCAGGGGGGGCCCUGGGACAGGCCCCUCUCAGUCACCCACAGCCUGCAGAUGUGCAUUUGAGUGCAGAGUGGGGGCUUCCCCUGGGGCUAGAUGCCAGGCGGUCCGGUAUAGGAGCUCUGGUGGCCACCCUACAGACCAGUGAGGGCAGCAGCAGGACGCAGACACAGUGCCUAUUCCUCCGCACGGACAGGGGCAGCUGUCUGUACCCCACAGGCAAGCCAACACUCCAUACAACCCUCCAGCACCCCGGGGGUAUGCUCCGAGGUUGGCUACGAAGCAAGACAGGAGGGACUCCAACCAUGCCUGCACACACCGGACCCAACAGGGCCAGAGAGCGGUCAGGUCGAAGGUGGAGGAAGCCUGCCAACCACACAGCAAGUCGAGAAAGGGUGCACUUUAGGCAGCAUCAACAAAACGAGUCCAGAGGGAGAGUGGCCAGAGAGGAACCCAGAGAAGAACUCGGAAAAGAGAGCAAACAUCAGAGCAAGGAUCAGGCCAGAGAUUUGCCCAAAGAAGAACCUAGAGAGGAGCAUAGAGAGGAGCCACAAGAAGAGACCAGAGAUCAGCUAGACGUUUGGUCCAGAGAGGAGACCAAGGAGAAGAAAAAGGUGGAGCACAGAAAGGAGACCAAAGAUCCACCCAGUGAUGAGACCAGAGACCAGCCCAGAAAGGAACUGAGAGAGGAACAGCGAGAAGGACAAGGCAAAAAAAACACAGAGUCCAGGGAUCAGCCCAGAGGAGAGACAGGAGAGGAGACCAAAGAGGAGACCAGCUAUCAGCCUACAGAUGUGUCCCAAGAUUUACCCAUAAAGGUGUUCCAAAUGGAGUCAAAGCACCAGGAGCAUUUGUUACUCAAAAUCACACAUGAAGCAGGAUCUAGAGUCAGCGCACCGAUGGAGGAACUUCAGAGCUGUUCAUGCAAAAGCAGAGAACAGGUCUCAGCUGAUGCACCACACAUUUCAGAUGGAACAGAGGCCUGGGACUCAGAUCUCAUGUGUCGUCUCUGUGGCCCCUCCUUCCCUGGCUGUGUUUUCCCCUCUCCUCCAGCAGGUGGCGGCAACUGCAAAGCAAACACUGAGGAAGCUGAUCCUCUUACGACCAGUCUGAGCACUUUGGGGGACACAGCACAGAGGAGUCCAGGUGAGCUCCGGAGCAGCAACCAGAAAGACAGGACAGGCCAUAGUUCAGAGCCCCAGAAGGAGCAUCCCAGCCUGGACUCACAGGGUGAGCACCUCAUCCUGGACUCACAGGGGGAGGACCUCAGCCUGGACUCACAGGGGGAGCACCCCAGCCUGGACUCACAGGGGGAGGACUUCAGCCUGGACUCACAGGGGGAGCACCCCAGCCUGGACUCACAGGGGGAGGACUUCAGCCUGGACUCACAGGGGGAGCACCCCAGCCUGGACUCACAGGGGGAGCACCCCAGCCUGGACUCACAGGGGGAGGACUUCAGCCUGGACUCACAGGGGGAGCACCCCAGCCUGGACUCACAGGGGGAGCACCCCAGCCUGGACUCACAGGGGGAGGACCCCAGCCUGGACUCACAGAGGGAGCAGCCACUGGAGGACCAGGAGUUUGGGGGAUUCAUACAGGCCCCGUCAGUCUUGAGCCACGAAUGCAUCAGUCCCCCAUGGAGUGGCAGUGGCCUGGGGGGGACAGACAGCAGCUGGGACGAGGUGGACACAGGUUCCUGGGCAGUGUUUCCUCAGAACAGCACAGAGCACAGAGAAGACGAGGGAGGCCAGUGGUGGCCCCUCAGCUCUGGGGAGGACAGGGGCCCCACACCAGGGGCCAGUCACAGCCCGGUGUGUGUCUUUACGGCUGCCUUUCCGUUACCUCCAGCCUGGUCCACCGCUGACUCCCCAGACUCCAGAGUGCCAACUCUCACCCAGCUGCUCAGGGGCCAUGUGGGACCAGAGGAAGGCUCUCCGGAGCGGGGGCUGUUGGACCCGUUUCAUGAUCUCAACAAAAUGAUUGUGCAGAGAUACAAGCAGGUGAGCCGAGUGUCCCAGGAGCUGCUACAGAGGAGCCUGAGCCUGGCCUCUCCAAACACGGAAGUUGGAGGUAGUCCUGGUAAUUGGCACAUCUCUCCUGGCCACACCUCCUCCAAGUCACGCUUCCUAUAAGACAUGCCUCCUCUAACACGCAUCCUCACCUUACCUGGACCCACCCUCUCCUGUUCCAGUCCUGGGACCACAAGCAACCAGCAAGGGGCAGGGCUGAAGCUUGGACCAGCCUGGACACAGAGACACUGGGUGUUUCCCAAUAGCCAGGAUCCUCAGCUUCUAAACGACUUUGUACAACACAGAGCUCGGCCAAAUGAUGUUCCAAUUCCCAAAGCCCUCACGUCCUCUGCGCUUGACUCCUCCGUUUGUCUCUUUUACCAAGGCUGCACAAGUGGAUCCUUGGCAACCUCGGAGCACUUGAAAUUGCCCACAAUGCACUGCAACUUCAUUUUUUUACUGGCUUUAUUUAAGCAGUAAAAUGCAUUUUAAUCAAAUAAAACUCAUUACACAAUAAAAAGGAAGUAAAUAUUUUCUUAUGUUAGCCACAUUGCUGCAGAUAAUACUAUUAUUAGAUCAAAAUAAUUAAA
Molecule: messenger RNA, 3073 nt
Organism: Boleophthalmus pectinirostris (great blue-spotted mudskipper)
Lineage: Eukaryota; Metazoa; Chordata; Actinopteri; Gobiiformes; Gobiidae
Exons: 7
Coding region: 279-2606 (775 amino acids)
Source: RefSeq, a predicted model, not a curated record